CUGGGCUUCGGGUCCUUCCUAGGAAUCGUUGGCAUCCACCUGGUGGAGAAUCGAAGACAGAUGCUGGCGGCGGCCCUUGUGUUCAUCAGCUUCGGCGUGGGGGCGGCGUUCUGCUGCGCCAUCGUGGACGGCGUGUUUGCGGCACGGCACAUCGAGCCACGGCCCCUGUCCAUGGGGAGAUGCCAGUUCUACUCCAGCGGGGUUGGCUACUUGUACGACGUCUACCAGACAGAGGUCACCUGCCACUCCGUGGACGGCAAGUGUGCGCUGCGGGUGCGGAGCCACACCUGCUACUGCUGCGACCUCUACGCCUGCGGGAGCACGGAGUCCUCGCCUGCCUACUACGAGUUUGUCGGCGUGCGCGGCUGCCAGGACGUGCUGCACCUGUACCGCCUGCUGUGGGCCUCGGCGGUGCUGAACGUGCUGGGCCUGCUGCUGGGCAGCGUCACGGCCGCCGUGCUGGGGGCCUUCAAGGACAUGGUGCCCCUGACCCAGCUGGCCUACGGCCCAACCCCCCCGCCGCAGACCCUCUACAACCCAGCCCGACAGAUCCUGGCCUAUGCGGGCUUCGGCCCCACGCCCGAGACCGUGCCCGCCGGCUCGCCCUACCCUCUGCCGCUUCAGGUAGGGAGCAGGAUCCCAAGUGCACCCUCUGCAGCCUUCCCUCUGCCCGAGGACGUGCAGCCUCCCCCUCCGCACGGCUCCAGCUCCGGGCCACCCCCGCGGGCCCCACCACACUACGCUCCGGCCUGUCUCCUCCCGGGGGAGAAGCCACCCCCCUACGCGCCCUGA
Messenger RNA from Carlito syrichta (Philippine tarsier), 792 nucleotides. It is a transcript of the gene TMEM255B, whose product is annotated as transmembrane protein 255B. The annotation marks the transcript as partial. Lineage: Eukaryota; Metazoa; Chordata; Mammalia; Primates; Tarsiidae. The transcript has 8 exons. The record is from RefSeq and is a predicted model, not a curated record.